This is a messenger RNA of Bombina bombina (fire-bellied toad), 1047 nucleotides long. RefSeq names its product ribonuclease P/MRP subunit p30 (gene RPP30). Gene Ontology annotation, cellular component: ribosome; nucleolar ribonuclease P complex. The transcript has 12 exons. Gene Ontology annotation, biological process: translation; tRNA processing. The record is from RefSeq and is a predicted model, not a curated record. NCBI's taxonomy places the organism in Eukaryota, Metazoa, Chordata, Amphibia, Anura, Bombinatoridae. Bases 70 to 864 code for a protein of 264 amino acids. Gene Ontology annotation, molecular function: RNA binding; structural constituent of ribosome.
GACGAUGCCACGCCCCUUUAGCACAUGGACGACUUCUUAGCUGAGUAAAGGAAGAGAUUCUUAGCCAGCAUGGCAGUUUUUGUAGAUAUGAAUAUUAUGAACUGUGCAGAUGUAAAGAGACUAAAAAGCAUUAUUGAGACAGCAGCUCACCUUGGAUAUUCCACAGUUGCAAUCAAUCAUGUAGUGGACUGCGAGAAAAAAAAAGUGGAAAUUGGAAAACCGAUUUCUACAACAGAGUUGUUUCCAUCACCACCUAUUGUACAGGGAAAAUCUAAAGCUAUAAAAAUUCUAACCAGGCUAACAAUUAUAGCGUCAGACCCAUCUCACUGCAAUGUAUUGCGAUCCGCAUCUCCAUCUACAAGACUGUAUGACAUUGUGGCAGUUUAUCCUAAGACAGAGAAGUUAUUUCAUGCUGCUUGUACCAGCAUCGAUGUUGACUUAAUAUGCAUCAACGUUACAGAAAAACAGCCAUUCUUUUUCAGAAAACCCCCUGUUAAUGCAGCAAUACAACGUGGAAUAUUCUUUGAACUGAUUUAUACCCCUGCCAUCAAUGAUUCCACGAUGAGGAGAUACACAAUAUCCAAUGCUCUCAGUCUGAUGCAGUUCUGCAAAGAAAAGAACAUCAUUAUUUCAAGUGCAGCAGAAAGGCCGCUGGAGCUAAGGGGUCCAUAUGAUAUAGCGACCUUAGGCUUGCUGUUUGGACUGACGGAAGGAUCUUCAAAGGCUGCACUCUCUACAAACUGCCGAGCUGCUAUUCUUCAUGGAGAAACAAGGAAAACUGCUUUUGGAAUUGUGUACACCAUGAAGAAGCCACAAUCUGAAGAUGGAGGUGAACCAGUUUGCAAAAAAGCCAAAAAGGAAUAAUCAGAGCCUGGUUUUUUUUUUUUUUUUGUGUGUGUGUGUGAUUUUUUUUUUGAUUUUUUUUGGGGGGGGGGGGAGUUAUUGUAAAUAUAUCUGUAUUCUUUUUCUUAAAGACUUGCUGAAUUAUUUUCUUCUUUUUCAAAAACGGAUAUUCCUUCCUAGAUAAAUAAACGUUUUAUGUUCUUA